This is a messenger RNA of Linum trigynum, 2434 nucleotides long. The record is from the annotation of a GenBank genome assembly. Lineage: Eukaryota; Viridiplantae; Streptophyta; Magnoliopsida; Malpighiales; Linaceae.
GAACGUAUUAUAUUUGGUUAAAAAAACAGGCCAAUGAACCGGCUCGACCCGAGCCGCCCGUCAUCUUGAUAAUCUUCUAUCCAGACUCCAGCCGCCACCGGUGUAGCCGGGAAUCUGUACGCCGUUAAAAAAAUGGCGGCCAAAGCGGCAGCGAAUGCUAUCGCUUACCGGAGCGUGGCCUCCGCGAUGCCGGCAAUUUCAGGCGGGAGUUUCGGUUCCUCCCGGACAAGAAAUUCGGUUCGCCUGGCCCGAAAUCUCUGUUGCUCCUCUCUGCGAAACAAUCCCGCCGACGUCGACGGCAACAACAGCGCGGCGGUUGUAGUAGCGAAGGACGACAAGUACGGCAACAAACAGAUUAUCAGCCUCACUCCUCGCCUCUACGAUUACAUCCUAUCCAACGUCCGGGAACCGGAGAUCAUGCGGCAACUUCGUGAAGAGACCGCCGCCAUGCGUGGGAGCCAGAUGCAGGUAUCUCCCGAUCAGGCGCAGCUGCUGGCGAUGCUGGUUCAGCUGAUUGGCGCCCAAAGAUGCAUUGAAGUAGGCGUCUACACUGGAUAUUCAUCGCUGGCUGUUGCUCUGGUGUUACCGGAAUCGGGCUGUUUGGUUGCCUGUGAAAGGGAUUCAAACUCUCUCGAGGUUGCUAAAAGGUUCUAUGAAAAGGCUGGCGUCGCCCACAAGGUGAUUGUGAAGCAUGGAAUGGCAGCAGAUAUUCUGAGGUCUCUGAUUCUCGAUGGCGAAGCUGGCAGUUAUGAUUUUGCAUUCAUUGACGCGGAGAAGAGAAUGAACCACGAGUAUUUUGAACUGCUGCUGCAACUGGUUAGGGUUGGUGGUGUCAUUGUGAUUGACAAUGUGCUUUGGCAUGGAAAAGUUGCUGAUCCCUUGGUUAGUGAUGCCAAGACUGAGAGCAUCAGAAACUUCAACCGAAGGAUUAUGGAGGAUGAGCGAGUGAGCAUCAGCAUGGUACCAAUUGGCGAUGGCAUGACAAUAUGCAAGAAAAGGUGACCUUAGGCCAGUUCACCAGAUCAUUCGGUCACAUGCUUGCUUCGACAUUCCGCAGUUAGGAGCUGUGUUUCUAAACAUGUUGAUGAAGAUGAACAUGGACGUCAUACCUCAGAGUCUACACGUAAUUUAAUCGAUGUAAUCGACAUACAAUUUCUGGAGGGACAUAUGCCCAAGCUACUUAGCUAGCACAUUGAUCCAGAAGUCUGGAGGAUGACGGCUUAUAUGGAAGGUUCAGUAACGAGCAAGUUCCUUUCUGUGACUAAACUAAAAACCGAUCAUUGAUCGCAGCUCUGAUUUUGGCCUGCUGCACCGUACUUCCCUUGCUUAUAAGGAAACCAGCAAUUUUGUUUGCUCUUUCUUCUGUUUCAGCAUAAGGUUCAUAUAUAUGUCAUUGUAAUGAAAAUGUAAUGUCAUGACUGGAAAUCACUUUCCAAAUAUAUGAAAACAUAAGUCGCAAAGUGUUGUCUCCCGCAGGAACAAAACACAUGAACCCUCUAAUUUUCUUGGAAAGAAGCACCAGUCUCUGUAUAUGUCUGUCUAGAAAUUUUACUCAUUUCUACUAAUCUGAUACAUUCACUUCAUCUCCCGAAAAAUUUACUUUCUUCUGAUCAUUAAGGUUCUGGGAAUGACUUGCUUCUAAAUCUGACCUCAAUCUUCGUUGUCUGGCUCAACCUGGUUGUUCUCAUCGUUUUCUGGGUCUCCGUAGUAAGCCCAUGGCAGUAUCGACUCAACCAGGACAGCUAGAGCAUUCCGGUUUGCUACAUCUCGUGGAGCAGGAGGAUGGCCGUCAGCAACUUGAUUGCCUAACGGGUUGCCAUUCUGUACUUCAGGUUGUGCCAUCCUCGGGUCCACCAUGAACUCUUGCAAGUUCUCAGGAGGAAGAGUUGCCACCAUGUCUGAGAAAUCUGAAACCAUUAGGUAGUCAUACCUAUGGUCAAGAAAACACAAAAAAUUAUCAAAACUUUAUCGAACGUGGCAAAAAUCGUGACAACGAGGCAGGCAGGUAAAAGGCGAACCUAAGUACGCUAGAGUUGACAGGCAGUAUACAAGAAAUUGUAUUAUCAUUCAGAAUUGUUGCAGAAGUUACCACGUAAUGAAUGCAACAUGCAACGAAUAAUGGCAUUGACAGAAAAAGCAUUCAAAGGAAAGUUGGGUUAAAAGCUUAACAGAAAUAAACUUGUUCAAUCCGUCAUAAACUACAAAUUAUCCUAAAAGGCGUCUUGCUAACACAUUUUCAUUCAUAACUUUGUCCAUUUGAAAGAACAAUCUAUUCUCAGAGUUAAUACCUAUAAUACUCAACUCCUAAAACCACUUAUGUCUUUAUCUAUCAUCAAUCGUCACUUUUUUAUUACUGAAAACAUCUCAGUAUCCCAUCAACUCACAACUUUUACGCAAACCAAACCAACCGACCAAACAAAUUUUCUUCACUUCU